Messenger RNA from Cantharellus anzutake, 2823 nucleotides. RefSeq lists its product as uncharacterized. The coding region runs from base 1 to 2823 and encodes 940 amino acids. The record is from RefSeq and is a predicted model, not a curated record. The transcript has 13 exons. Lineage: Eukaryota; Fungi; Basidiomycota; Agaricomycetes; Cantharellales; Hydnaceae.
AUGACUAAUUGGGGUACGGACUCAUUAGCCCUUACUCGGAGUGGUGCAGUGGCACGGAAGAAGGCACGGCUAGCCACAGAUGCAGCCCAUGAAGAAUUGAUGCAAACUGCAUCAAAAGCUGUUGUCAAAGGUCUUUCGGAGAUUCAGGAUGGAGGGCCAGCACCGGAGAUUCUUGACGAUUGGGAGGACGAGCCGGGAGAUCAAUUGAACCUACUUGACGACGUCGGGCUUGACUAUGAGCAGUUACGUAGACUGAUAUCAACGAUAGCACCAAAGCCGCGCAGGAAGGGGCGCGAGUGGAGUACACGGAUGUCCAGGCUUCAUGCCCAAUGGAACGAGCAACUUGACUCACUUUCCAAGCUCUAUCUACGCAUCAAGAUAAACAAUUUAUCCUGCACACCAUCGCAUUACCCAGAGCCUCGGCAAGGGAGCAACUGGUUUGAGAUACAAUGCAUCGAUAUCUUUAAUGGUCAUUCGAUUGAAUAUAUACCAUGGGACGAGAUAGACAACCGUGUGCAUGCACUCCUGCGUGCAGGGUACCUUCCUCCAACGCCAACAGACCCUCAAGUUGCAUUCUCCUUACGAACCCUCGAACUUCUUUAUUCGCUUUUCCGGGUGGCAUCGAACUUCAGUAUCCAGAGCUUUGCUCGGUUGCUCACUGACAUGCAUAAGACGGUAUUCCAGCCUCACCUUAGAACGCAGGUCUCACUUGCGUUUGACAUCUAUUACCGUAUCCUGGAUCGACUACGUGGUAUUGUCCAGCAGCAACUUGGAUAUAAUCUACCUGAUUAUCGGCUCAGGCACUCCUGUCCUGCCUGCCAUCAUAAAGUCGAGAAUGAGCCAGAGCGUCCAAUCCAGUUUAUUGUGACUGGUGAUGGGAACACUUCCCUCUCACGGCUUCGUCACCAUUUUGAGGGGAUUCUCGUGCAUUUCGCCCAAAAGCAUUCACAACGAGGGACUUCAAGCCAGAAGACAGAGGAGCCUUUGAUAUCGGAUGCCUGCUUGGCUUGGAAGAAUGCCCGACCGAUGCCAUCGAAGUCAAGAUCUGGGGCCCUACAGGUUAUGGAUGAAACGGGUAUUUUUUCAGUUGUUUGUCGCCAUGGAAUCGUACAGUUCCUUAUUGAUAUGGUUCAGAGUGGAGAGCUUGCAAAAUACCCUCUGGCUUCUGCCGAGAAGCUCAUACGUACAUUUGGGAAGAACAUAUUGUUCGUUUACGAUAUUGGGUGUACUUUCUCUGUGACUUUAUCGAAGUCAUCGAUUGGGGAUUUGGCCAAAGCGGCCAAUUUCAGGUGUUGUACCGGUUCUUUUCAUGGUGCCGCCCAUGACAGGUCCUGCCAGUUGGACUUCCUCAUCAGUUUACAGAAAGGCACGGGUAUCGAAGAUGGUGAGGGCAAUGAACGCGUCUAUUCGGAGAGCAAUGCCCUCGCACCCAUCAUUCGUCAUGCUUCUCCUUAUUACCGUCACCUCCGUAUCCACCUCCAUUUCUCCAAAUGGGAUGAGAUCAAGUAUGAGAAAUUAGGUGACUUCCUGUUGAGCAACUUCAAGUCCGCUGACAGGAUCAUUCGUGACAGUAAAAAAACCCUUGACGCCACACAAGAGUUAUUCUCUGACUUUGAUCCUGACCAAGACUGCCCACGGUGGCUAUCUGAAGAACGAGACUAUAUCUUUUCGCUUCAAUCUGAGCCUGACGAUGAGAAGGUCAAGAUUGAGUAUUUAGAAGCUAUCGAAUAUCUUGAGCGUGCUGAAGCAACGGUGCAUUACUGGGUAAUGCAAGCUGCAACGCCGGCAGGAGUAGUUGCGUAUUUUGGGCAGCACCUAGCUCAGGCAAACGAAACCCUCGAAGCUGCUCGCUCAAGUGUGUUGGCAAUUGAAGCCAGAUCAUCGCUGACUCUUCCUUGGGCACUUGAUUCCCCUCAACGCCACGAAGCAGUAGUUUUGCGCCAACAGCGGGAUUACCACCAAGUCCUUGAUGAGCUUGAACAACGAGCCAUAUCGCGUCAGCUUGAGCUUGAGAAAAUUGGGUUGCCAAAAACAGACUAUAAAGCUCGCCAGCAAAUUUCUGCAUUGGUCGCUAAGCGAGGGAAGUCCCUCCAGUCGAUACUUGAGAAGUAUAACAAUAUGGCAGCCUCUAUGAACCCUCCCAAACCAUCGCUUACGUGGCAAGAUGUUACGGACUUGAAUUUCCUGUCCGACAUCGUUCUUUUGCGUGGCCGUGAAGAUAUCCGGGAUAAGCCAUGGUUUCAGCACCACUUCCGUGAAGCAACACGCGCCUGGCACAAGUUUCAACGUGCUCGCGAAGAGAUUGAGAUUGUCAGCAUCGAAGCUCACCGGAUAUGGGCGUUCAUGGACGAGGAAGAAGCUCGGCUGCAUCAAAACAUCGAAACUAUCAAACCUACUGACCCCGAGCUAUCGAGGUACAUAGCACUCCUCUUUGAGUACCGACUCAGAGCAAACAGACACCUGCGUAGCAAACUGAGGCUUCUGGAGAAGCAAGGUGGCACCUGCACACCUCUUCCAGCACCCCGCAUUGUUGGAAGCCCCGUUUCAACGGCAGACACAGGCCAAGCUGAUGUAUCAACCCCUGAUCCUGGGACGGCACCCGAUCCCAACCUGGACAGCCCUGGCCCUUCAGAGAGAACCCCCAACAACGGCCAAGAUCCUACGAUGGGAAAUGGCCUUCAAGACACAGUGGUGGAACAAAUUUACCCUGACGCUGACUGGGAGGAUGAAAACGAAGACGCCGAUGGCGAUAACCAUGACUAUCACCAUGUCAUUGGAAGAAUCGUGAAUGCAUUAGAAGCUAUGGAUGUGGGAUCUGUGUAA